This is a messenger RNA of Setaria italica (foxtail millet), 1808 nucleotides long. RefSeq lists its product as uncharacterized. The transcript is spliced from 2 exons. Lineage: Eukaryota; Viridiplantae; Streptophyta; Magnoliopsida; Poales; Poaceae. The coding region runs from base 71 to 1669 and encodes 532 amino acids. The record is from RefSeq and is a predicted model, not a curated record.
GGUGUGCUCUGCUAUAUCCUUUGUACUCUCGAUCCCUCCUUGCUUGCCGUAGCAGCCAGGCUCAUCAGUAAUGGCAUUCAACGACGAUGAGACGCCUGCUUCUACUACCAAUAUAGGAAGGACCAAGGGUCUGGUGACGAUCAAGCCUGUGAAGUACUUCAAGGAUGAUGCGGCGUUGACGGCGGACACGGUGACGGCGGAGGUGGAGAUCAACGCCACGUCCUCCACCACCGUGAGGGAGGGGCUGGACCUGGUGGCCGUGCUCGACGUCAGCAGCAGCAUGGGCGACUCCGAGUAUCCUGAGAAGGCAAAGAUCGAGAGCCUGAAGAAGGCCAUGAAGUUCGUGAUCAUGAAGCUCACCCCCGUGGACCGCCUCUCCAUCGUUACCUUCUCCAGCGUAGGGAAAAGGCGCUCCCCGCUGCGCUCCAUGACCCCUACCGCCCAGAACGAACUCAAGGCUCUCGUCGACAGCCUGAAGGCCACCGGCUCCACCAACAUACAGGCCGGCCUCGAGACCGGGCUGGCCGUCAUCGCCGGCCGCGUCAACACCAACGCCCGCACCGCCAACAUCUUCCUCAUGUCCGACGGGCACCAAAACAAGGAUACUGAAGCCAGGAAUGUCAACCCUGGCCAGGUGGCCGUCUACACGUUUGGCUUUGGUAGUGGUACGGACCACAAGUUGAUGAGCGACAUCGCCAGGAAUUCUCCCGGCGGGACUUUCAGCAACCUGCCCGACGGGUCCAAGGUGAGCCUGCCCUUCUCGCAGCUGCUCGCCGGCCUCCUCACCGUGGUGGCGCAGGACGUGGAGCUCACCCUGACGCCCAAGACGGAGGGGGGCGACGUGGACACUAUCGAGGUAGCUCCCGGCACCGACUACACGACGAUCCCUAAGGGCCCUUCCUCCGGCGUGAUCACCAUCAAGUUCGGCACCCUCUUCGCUGGAGAAGGGCGCAGGGUUGUCAUCACCCUCAAGCUCAAGGACGUGAGCGACACCAACAAUGACGACUACGACGCGACCUUAGGCGAGGCCCAGCACAGCUUCACCGCCCAGGCGAGGCCCCGGGACCGUCAGGUCCCGCAGGACAUCCAGAUCAGGCGCACCCCGACCCCAUCCCAGGCCCCUGGCACGAGCGGUAAGGCCCGGCAGGUGCAGGCCGAGAUUGCCCGGCGCCGGCACGCCGACGCCAUAAGGCAGGCGAGGAAGCUCGCCGACAAAGGCCAGCUCGGCGAGGCGCGGGGAACGCUGGAAGGCGCGCAGGACGCGCUGGAUGACAUCGUGCUGGACGACGGCCAGAAGCUUGUGGACGCGCUCCGCGCCGAGCUGCUGAAGCUGAUCGGGCUCAUGGACGACCAGGAGGUCUACAAAUCCAAGGGCCUCCCGUACGCCCUCGCCUCCGAGACGUCCCACGACCGCCAGCGCUACGCCGCCAGGGACGACGACGUCGACGCCGUGCGCCUCUUUGCCACGCCGCGCAUGGACGCCUACCUCGAGCAGGCCAAGAAAUUCGAGGAGGACUCCACCGCGCCGGUGCCGUCCGCCGAGGAGGAUGUGAAGCAGGAGGUCGCUGCCAACCCGCUCGGCGCCGUCGCCACCGAGCUCGCCUUGGCCCUCCGUAACGCUAUCGAGGCGCUGCAGGCCAUCGAGAAGAUGGUCGCCCCAAGCACCUAGCCACCUGCCACCGCUCUUUCCUUUCGUCUUAAUUUACCAAGAGUUCGUUUCCAAAUAAGUACACACUCUCAGAGUGCACAAUCCUUUUGGUUUCAACCGUCUACAUUACUAUACAGUUGUUUGCAGCCAUGCUUCAAUC